UCGAGUCGUGCGAUUUUUUCCCCAAAUUUUGUUACUGCUGAAUCCGGAAUAAUUCACAAUUAUUGCGGAAUAAAUUUGCCCAUUCAAGGAAGAUAUUAUUAACAGUGGUGUAAGAUGGAAACCCGUUCGUUGGAACACGUUUCCGGAACGAAUGUGUUACCGGACGGUGGACCCAAUAUUUGUCGAAUUUGUCUCAUCAAUGGCAAUUCCGUUGGUGAAGACGACCUUUCCAAGGAGGGAAUGGACUCAAUCUUCAGUACCAUCGGUGAGUAUGAACAGCGAAGCUUGUACGCUAUCCUGGUGACGAUAUGUGUUCCACUUCGGGAACGGGAAAUGCUGAAAGGUGUGCCGGAACGGAUUUGCCGAGCAUGCAAGUGGCGUUUACUGUCUGCUUUCGAAUUGUACGAAACCUGUCUGCGCAACGACGAGAAGAUGCGCAGUAUUGCCGCCGAAAUGCUGAACCAAUCCCAGGACUCUAGCCCAGAAAACGAACCAAUCUGCAUUAAACAAGAGCCGGACCGCGAAGAAGCUGUACUUAACCACGAUGUUUCUGCUGGCUUAGGAUCAUCUAUGCAACACAAUCACGACUAUCCGGAAGCAGAAAGCCCUCAGAUCAUGGCUCAGUCAGAUUUGCCAGAGGAAAUGGCGCUUGCGAUGGGCCCAGAUGAAUUCCUGUUUAAGGAGCACUAUAGACUGAGUGAAAAAGGCAAUCACUAUUGUGGAAUCUGCAAUGGGAUGUUCCCUAGCAAGUAUUAUGCCUGGAAACAUAUUUUAUCUAAACAUGAUCCGGCAAAGCCGUUCAAAUGCGACGUAUGCCAUUUCACACUGAUGACGGAACUUGAAUUGAUUAAGCAUGAAGCCGCAGUUCAUGGUCUAGAAACGUUAGCUUCUCCGCACCAUUCCUCUGAAGAUACCAAAGCUCGAACUGAAUGGAGGGUGGAACAGUGCGAGGAACAUCCCCAGGAGUCUGAUGCACCUGGAAACGAACAAAUCUGCAUUAAGCAAGAGGUGUCGGACCCUGAAGAGCCAGACUUAGACCUUAGCCACAGCUAUCCGAAAACAGAAAGCACUCGGCUCAUGGACCAAUCAGAUUUGCUAAAGGAAAUGGUGCCUUCGAUAGAACAAGAAACUUGCGAGGAAAAGUUGCCUGAAAAGCGCCAUCAUAAACAAGUGCCUGUUCUACGUUUACCGCCGAAAAAACUCGCUGCCGAAAGCGACGAGAAACAUGACUACAAAUGCAAUAUCUGUUCGGAAACAUUCGCCAUGGUAGGUGUUUUCAACAUGCACAUGAAAUUGCACCAACUGUUGGCAGCAGAGAAGGAAAAGAAACAACGCAAGAAUCUGGAGAUGCAAACUAAGCAGGACAGCAAAUCUAAACAACAGGAGUCGCUUACAGAGAACAAUGCCAUGGAAGGCAUAGAAACCAGCAAUGUAAGUAAUGUCAGAGGGGCUGGUAUGGAGAGUUCAAGUAGUUGCGAUAAUAAAAACAACACUUCGGUACCGCCUAAAAAGAAAAACCGCAACGCACCCUACGUGUUUGUGUGUAUAUACUGCAACGAGGAAUUCAAGGAACGCGAUGCACUGCUGAAGCAUAGGGAAAUACACAAAGGGUUGCAGCUAUACGUCCUUCCCGAGGAUGAUGACACGCGGCUGGAAAGGGUACGUGCUCGCCAAGACCCGGAAGCAGCUCGGGAAAGGAGGCGAGUUGCACAGGCAUUGCGACGGGCGCAAGAAACGUCAGAACAAAAGCAAAAGCGACAACGGGCUGAUGCAACGCGGAAUGCCCUGCGACGUUCGCAACAAACAACAGAGCAAAGGCGAGAGCGACGAAACUACGAUGCGAACCGACAUGCCAAGCGUCGUGGAGCGACAACAAAGGCGCCGUGUUCGCCAACGUCAACACCAGAGGUUGAUAACGAAACAAUUUAACACUCGCCGGAAGCGACAGCGACAAAACGGUAAAAAACGACGAAUGUCUGAUGUAACAAUCCAUGUUAUCGGUCGGAUGGACUAUAAUUUACCGUUGGUUUAUUCGCCAAUCUUCAAGAACUCUACUUGCUGAGUUAUAAACAUAAAC
Molecule: messenger RNA, 2077 nt
Organism: Sabethes cyaneus
Lineage: Eukaryota; Metazoa; Arthropoda; Insecta; Diptera; Culicidae
Exons: 4
Coding region: 115-1929 (604 amino acids)
Cellular component (GO): nucleus
Molecular function (GO): zinc ion binding
Source: RefSeq, a predicted model, not a curated record